Molecule: messenger RNA, 1152 nt
Organism: Colletotrichum chrysophilum
Lineage: Eukaryota; Fungi; Ascomycota; Sordariomycetes; Glomerellales; Glomerellaceae
Exons: 2
Coding region: 1-1152 (383 amino acids)
Molecular function (GO): oxidoreductase activity, acting on the CH-OH group of donors, NAD or NADP as acceptor
Source: RefSeq, a predicted model, not a curated record
AUGCCGAUGCACCAGGGCUUCCUCCCUCGCGAGGGCCUCGUCGCCGAUCCCAUCUUUCGCCUCAUUGGACGCACCGCCCUCAACCCAGCCCUCGUGCUGCCGCUGCUCCUGCUCGCCCGCUACACCAAGAAAGGCGGCGACCUUGCCAUUCUACACCCGACAGCGUUCUCGGGCCUCAAGAAGUUGGCAUGGCUUUCGGUGCUGCGAAUGGCCGAUCAGUGGCUCUCGUCGCGCUCGCUGAACAACUGGGUCUCCGACCGCUACAACUGGUCCAAGGAGAUCGUCCUCGUGACCGGUGGCGCUGGUGGUAUUGGAGGUCAAGUAGUUCAACUGUUCGCUGAGCGUGGCACCACCGUCGUGGUACUAGACAUUCAGGAGCUGACCUACACUGCGGCCUCCAACGUCCACUACUUCAACUGCGACAUCACUUCAACCGAAAAGCUCGCCGCCGUGGCACGGGAGAUUCGCGCUCGCAUCGGCCACCCGACGGUCCUCAUCAACAACGCCGGCGUCGCCCGCGGCAAGACGAUCCUCGACUCCACCGAGCGUGAUGUCAAGUUCACCUUUGAUGUGAACACCUUUGCCCACUUCUGGACCGUCAAGGAAUUCCUCCCGAACAUGAUCGCCACCAAUCACGGCAUGGUCGUCACCAUCGCAUCCUACGCCGCGUGGUUGACGGUCCCCAACAUGGUCGACUACGGAGCCUCCAAGGCCGCCGCCAUGGCCUUCCACGAAGGUCUUUCUGCUGAACUCGUGACCAAGUAUAACGCCCCUCGCGUGCGGACGGUCCUGAUCAACCAGGGAUACACCAAGACGCCGCUAUUCACCGGCUACGAGCAGGGUCUGCAGUUCUUGAUACCCGCCCUGGAGCCCGAGACCGUGGCAGAAGCAAUCGUGAAGAAGGUUCUUGAGGGUACGAGCGGACAAGUCAUCCUGCCCGCCGUUGGGUCUCUGCUGGGAUCAUUCAGGGGAAUGCCGCACUGGUACCAGCACCACAUGCGGUGCGACGGGCAGAAGCUGAUGAAGAACUUUGCCGGAAGGCAAGUUGUGAAGGAUGUUGAGAAGUACUACGAGGAGAAGGACCAGCAGGACAGGCCAGAGGAAAGCACCGUGCUCGUCGGGGAGCAGCAGGCUGCUAAUGGGAUCGAAUGA